GCGCGCGACGCCAUUAUAUCUCGAGUCCUCACGCCCAGAAGUGCCAGAUUUGUUUCCUGUUAAAUAUCUACAUUACCAGUGAAUCAGUCAGAGGUAUCAUGGCGAAAGACAUGAUGUUGUACUGGUGCGUCGGUUCCCCGCCGUGCUGGAGGGUGAUGAUCGCGCUGGAGGAGAAAAACCUGCAGGGAUACAACAACAAACAACUGUCGUUUGAGAAAGAAGAACAGAAAACUAAACAAGUGACGGAUCUCAAUCCACGAGGACAGCUUCCAACUUUCAAGCAUGGAAACAUCAUCGUGAACGAGUCGUUUGCUGCAUGCAUGUAUCUGGAGAGUGCGUUCAAAUCUCAAGGUACCCGUCUGAUCCCAGAUAACCCGACUGAACAAGCACUUGUUUAUCAGCGCAUGUUUGAGACCAGCAACCUGCAGCAGAAAAUGUAUGAGGUGGCAUUUUAUGAGUGGUUGGCACCUGAGGGAGAGCGACAUGAAUCCGCCUUGAAGAGAAAUAAAGAGAAUUUAAUUGCAGAGCUGAAACUGUGGGAGAGCUACUUGGAGAAGAUGGGGAAGGGGUCAUACCUCGCUGGAAAGAACUUCUCCAUGGUGGACGUUGUUUGUUUCCCAGUUAUAGCAUAUUUCCCAAGACUUGAGUGUCCUAAAGAGAGAUGUCCCAGACUGAUGGAGUACUAUGACAUGGUGAAGGACCGUCCCAGUAUUAAAGCCAGCUGGCCAGCUGAAUGGCUGGAGAAACCAGAGAAACAGUACACUCUUAAGAACUUAUGAAGACCACCACUGAUGACAACCUGAAGAUAUUCAUAACAAACACAGGUGGAAAGAGUGAAACUGCAUCUAAUUCUGGCUGAUUUCACACCUCAAAUUAGAUCAAAAUAUAAAACAUUUCAAAUGCUCUUUUACUAAUCUGUCAAUUCAAAUACUACAACUGUGAUAUCAUAUGUUAAAUAUUUGACAAGUUAAUCAAAAACAUCUGUUAACGUCAUUGUCAUUUAAACAUUUCAAACUAAACACUCUGUUAAUGGACAUGUAAUGGUAAAUUAACAUUAAUAAACACAAACAUGACGAACAAAGUGAACAUGUUAAUAAAUAAGUCUUUAUAUUGUUAUUGUUAUCUGUUCCCCCAGAAUACAUUUCCCAUUAUUCCCUGCCCUCAUCACUGCCAGCUGUUCUUGAUUGUUUUCACCUGUCUUCCAUUAAAUCAUUAUAUAUUGUGUAUAUAA
This is a messenger RNA of Xyrauchen texanus (razorback sucker), 1231 nucleotides long. Its product is annotated as glutathione S-transferase A-like. The record is from RefSeq and is a predicted model, not a curated record. Lineage: Eukaryota; Metazoa; Chordata; Actinopteri; Cypriniformes; Catostomidae. The transcript has 6 exons. Bases 99 to 779 code for a protein of 226 amino acids.